AUGCUUCAAAGUCUUUCACGUAUUGGGGAUACAUUUGCACGACUACCGUUCUUAUUUUUUGUCGAAUUAGUAGCAACAAAACGCGUUACUUUUCUUUAUGAUUACUGGAAACUCUAUUCCAAUUGGAUAACAUCGACUUGUCCCUCUUGUUUGUGUCCAGAUGAAUCUCAUAUCAGCUUCAUUAUCUCAGUCGCUUUCAUCAUUUGUGCAGUCACCUCAGUUAUUUACAUUAAAGGCAUUUUCACUGUUGUAUUUAUUGUAAUAAAUCUCUUUCUUGUUUGUAUAAUGUUUACGAAUUAUAUGUCUUUAUUGUACACUAUCACGUUACCGACAUUUCCAUCCACUUUGUCUUCUUUCUCUACUUAUUUUUCCUCGUCGUCUUCUUCUUCCUCACUGUCAUUACUUAUACGAUGGCAUUGUAUAUUGGGCUGUUUAUUACUCGCUACUUCACUUUUGUUUAUGCUAAUAAAUUCAAUAUUCAGGCGUAUACCAUCUUAUAAAUAUUUCAUAAUUAUAAUUCUUUAUAUCUCUGUACUAUUUAUCUCUUCAUUGCCAAUUAUUAUUAAGUCCUCAUCAAUAGAAUUGACGAGAUCCGAUCAUGAGAAAUCAUUGAGAAUGAUGAUGAUAACAACAACGACAACAGCAAAUGAUAAGCAUUCAUUUCAUACAAUGUCAUCUAUGGAUUAAAUAAUUUUUCAUCAACGUGGUUAUUCU
This is a messenger RNA of Schistosoma mattheei, 714 nucleotides long. NCBI's taxonomy places the organism in Eukaryota, Metazoa, Platyhelminthes, Trematoda, Strigeidida, Schistosomatidae. The record is from the annotation of a GenBank genome assembly.